Molecule: messenger RNA, 2260 nt
Organism: Haliotis rubra (blacklip abalone)
Lineage: Eukaryota; Metazoa; Mollusca; Gastropoda; Lepetellida; Haliotidae
Exons: 3
Coding region: 1434-2138 (234 amino acids)
Source: RefSeq, a predicted model, not a curated record
UGUCCUAUACUAAGAGUACAACUUGAUAGCAAUCGAGGUCUUUUUCAUUACGCAAGCAAUUUUUCUAAAUAUAUUCCGUACGCAUUUGUUUUAAACUUGUUGCGUAUCAAACAUUUAAAAUGCGUAAUUUGUACGCAACAAUUAUUUUUCAAUGCGUAAUUGGAAAUUUUCUAUGCGUAUUUUACCCGGAUACGCAGCUUAUCUGGGCAUCUGGAUGACCAAUUCAGAUCGACCAUCUGUCCUCAACUAGAUGCCUCUGUAAGAUCGGACAUAUGUAUGCGAGGCAUCGUUCUUGUUGAUAUUGUGUUCAUUUUAGAAAAUACCCCACCCUUAACUUAGAAAACAAAUACUUUUUGUAUAAUUGGAAUAAUCAUGAAAUGGUUAGGUACUUUGUUUCCUUAAUGAGUGAAGUGUUUGUGCUAUCUAUUCAAAUGGUCAAAUUACAUUAGCCAUGAACUGUACAAUGUCUGUCUCAUCAAGCAUGGAUGUUUUGAUGGUGGAUGCGUUCUAGGAAUGUAAAUAUGUUACAUGAAUACUGGGUGAGUUUAAAGCAUUUAUUUAUUUGUUGGUUUUUUUUUUAUCCUCUGAUGAGAGACUUUGCAGUUAAGGGCAAGAAAGGGAACAAGUGGUGUUUCUUAUAAGUGCUAACAACAAGUGUGUGGAUUGUUUGCUCCUAAGUGCUAUCUGCAGGGUCCAGCUUGUUUGUUUAUUCAUGUAAAAACAGUAGCAAAACUGGCUGCGAUGAUGUGCAGAACUGGUAUUUCAUCCCGGCCAGGGUAACAUUGGGUCUACAUGAUGGAUCAAGCUGGCAGGGCCACAACUCCUCCACAUUAGUUUGCUAGUACUGGUUGCAGGACGUGGAUUCAGAUCUUAUUGUCAUCCCCAGUCCAUCCCUCCUUUCUACUCUUGCAUUUUGUGAUUUUUGUAAAUCGUUUUCUUCAGGCUCCCUGGGAUAAAAGUAACUCAUCCAUGUAAAUGGUGAGGUAAAAAGUUUACGUUUGUGCAGUUGGUCUGUUUGUUUUAUUGGUUAGGAAACAAAGAUGUCAGUUGUGUAAAGUGCUGAAUUUCCUGCUCCAAGCUGCACCUCGCCUAGAUGCCGCUUGAGUUCUCUCAUCUUAUUUUAGAUAAAAUCCUGUAAAUACGUUGCGGACUGAAGAGGAAGUAGGAAAGUGAGUGAGUGAGUGGAGGGAUACCAGUCUGUUCUUUGGGCAAGUCAACAACCUGGAUUGUAUAAUCAACACAACAAUUGCCAUGAUUUUGAAUUCAUUUGCAGUGGUGGGAAUGAACCCGAUUUGUUCACCAGCCAUGACACAUAGCUUGAUCCACAAUGGAAGAUACGACACAUACUCAGGAUCAUCAGACAAAUUCUGACUUCUUUUGGGAACUGAGUUUUUGCUUUGCAAUCGCUCUGAUUACUUCAAACAAGAAUUGUUAUGCAAUGUCAAGUUGUUGGAGGGAACAUUACUAGCAAUACUGUCAUGUGCAGAAACAACCCCCAACCAACCUAUGUCUUGACCAUUGACAUGUUGCCCGAGAAAUCAGCUGAUGUCUUGACCAUUGACAUGUUGCCCGAGAAAUCAGCUGAUGUCUUGACCAUUGACAUGUUGCCCGAGAAAUCAGCUGAUGUCUUGACCAUUGACAUGUUGCCCGAGAAAUCAGCUGAUGUCUUGACCAUUGACAUGUUGCCCGAGAAAUCAGCUGAUGUCUUGACCAUUGACAUGUUGCCCGAGAAAUCAGCUGAUGUCUUGACCAUUGACAUGUUGUCUGAGAAAUCAGCUGAUGUCUUGACCAUUGACAUGUUGCCCGAGAAAUCAGCUGAUGUCUUGACCAUUGACAUGUUGCCCGAGAAAUCAGCUGAUGUCUUGACCAUUGACAUGUUGUCCGGGAAAUCAGCUGAUGUCUUGACCAUUGACAUGUUGCCCGAGAAAUCAGCUGAUGUCUUGACAAUUGACAUGUUGUCUGAGAAAUCAGCUUAUGUCUUCAUGAAGAAAAUGUCAGUCACCAGUGAACAUCAAGUGAAAUGUGGGCAAGUCUGCAGCCAGUGUUAUGCUAUGUUGUGUGGAAGAGUAUUUGUGUUGAGAUUUUCAAAUAUUUUAAGCAUGAUCCCUUUGAGGAGUAAAAAACAAUGUUAUGACUGAUAAAAUCUAUGUGAGUGAGUCAUUUCACUUUCACAAUCUGGUUUAGUGAGAGGCCUGCCAGCACAGGCUUUUUCAGUCAAGGAGACCAAAGAGCACAGGCUUAUUCAGACAUGUACGCCCGG